AUGGAUGUCUUUAAAAAGGGCUUCUCCAUUGCGAAGGAGGGCGUGGUGGCCGCAGCCGAGAAGACCAAGCAGGGGGUCACCGAAGCAGCCGAGAAGACCAAAGAAGGGGUGAUGUACGUAGGCACAAAAACCAAAGAAGGUAUGGUGCAAAGUGUCACUUCCGUUGCUGAGAAGACCAAAGAACAGGCCAAUCUCGUGGGAGAUACUAUGGUGAGCAGCGUGAACACAGUGGCAAAGCAGACAGUGGAAGGAGCGGAGACCGUUGUAACCAGCAGUGGACUGGUCAAAAGGGAUGACCUACAUCCAGAUCAGCAUGAAAACCAGCCUGCUGGAGCUGGAGAAAAAGACAUCUCGGUAGAAGCCACAGAGGGUGAAGGAAAUUAACCUUCUCUAGAACUUCUACUACAUUACGAAAAAAUGAGAAGACCAGGAAUCAACGCAGACCUGCUAGAGGUUGCAAACAGCAGGGAAAUCUCUACUAACCCUAAGCUAACUUCACACAGCACGAGCAAUGCUCACUUACCUAAUUCUCACUAUCCUAGCUGGGUGGCCAACUC
Protobothrops mucrosquamatus (brown spotted pit viper) is the source of this 557-nucleotide messenger RNA. Its product is annotated as gamma-synuclein-like. Lineage: Eukaryota; Metazoa; Chordata; Lepidosauria; Squamata; Viperidae. Gene Ontology annotation, cellular component: axon terminus; neuronal cell body; cytoplasm. Gene Ontology annotation, biological process: chemical synaptic transmission; synaptic vesicle endocytosis; synapse organization. Gene Ontology annotation, molecular function: cuprous ion binding. The record is from RefSeq and is a predicted model, not a curated record. The transcript has 5 exons. The coding region runs from base 1 to 384 and encodes 127 amino acids.